CUUCAACUAUUCUUUGCACAGUCGAGCAUCUAUCUCUUGGCCACUAGAGACAAUGACAGCCGUCGUGCAGCCCCAGCAACAAAGAAACGGUGGGCCCGUCCUGGUGCACGUAGAAUUCGAGGUAUUUGGUGGAGUUCAAGGUGUCCACUUUGCGAAGUAUUGCAAGGAAAUGUGUGAUCGCUUUGAUUUGAAAGGUUGGACGAAACCGUCAGCUUAUGGAACCAUCCAGGGAGUUAUUCAAGGAGAAAAAGCAAUGGUAGAUGAAAUGGCCAUGUGGUUGCAACAUCAAGGUGCUCCUGGAUCUCGUAUCGACCACUGCGAUUUAAGAAAUUGGCAAAUAGUUGACAGAUGCGAUUACAGACGUUUUAAUGUUCGUUAUUAAAAAAUUAGUCUUGUAAUUGGAUUCUUUCUUUGUUCCUCAUCGCAAAAUCAUGUUGUUAAUAAACAGUAUUAUUUUGAUAA
Molecule: messenger RNA, 462 nt
Organism: Argiope bruennichi
Lineage: Eukaryota; Metazoa; Arthropoda; Arachnida; Araneae; Araneidae
Product: acylphosphatase-2-like
Exons: 4
Coding region: 53-382 (109 amino acids)
Molecular function (GO): acylphosphatase activity
Source: RefSeq, a predicted model, not a curated record